AUGUCGUUCAAGUUCCCUUCGAUAUAUGACUUUCCUCCGUUUUUCACUAAACAGGUACAUAGUCAAACGUUGGAAACACAAAAAUCUCACUGGAUUCAACUGAUACUAGAUUACUGCCGAUACAACAAGAUCUGGAUAUUAUCGUUGAACGGGGAGUCAGGGGACUCAGCGCUGGACCACGUCGAUCCUGAGGACGAAGAUGAUGAUGAUGACGACUACGCAGAAGUGACUAAGCAGUCUCUUUUUACGAAUAACAAGAUCGACAGAAGCUUAAAGAGGCAGAGCAACACUGUGCUGACAUUGUACGAAUUACGAAAAGGUGACUUGGCGAAAACACAAGAAUUCUAUGGAAUCAAUCCAGCGGUCCUAAUAAAGGUUUUGAAUGUAUUAGUCAAGACGGAUAGAGCGCAGAUCAUGAAAGACGAUAAUGGCAAGAUAGCCGGGGUCAAAUUUAGCGAUAAGUAA
Messenger RNA from Ogataea haglerorum, 465 nucleotides. RefSeq lists its product as uncharacterized. Gene Ontology annotation, cellular component: ESCRT II complex. Gene Ontology annotation, biological process: protein transport to vacuole involved in ubiquitin-dependent protein catabolic process via the multivesicular body sorting pathway. The record is from RefSeq and is a predicted model, not a curated record. The transcript is spliced from 2 exons. Lineage: Eukaryota; Fungi; Ascomycota; Pichiomycetes; Pichiales; Pichiaceae. The coding region runs from base 1 to 465 and encodes 154 amino acids. Gene Ontology annotation, molecular function: structural molecule activity; protein homodimerization activity.